GGAGGCGUUUUACCCGAUCCCUGUGUUUUAUAGAUCUAUGAACCUGCUCUGCUGACGAUCCGAGGGUCCUUCACAACACGACGUAUCGUUUUCAGACCGGAAAUUUAACGGCUUCUGUUAUAUCUUAAAUCUGUCCAUUUACUCCUGUUCUUCAAAAAGUGCAAAGAUGCUGUCUAUAUUUAAGACAAUUCCGACGCAUAUGGUAAGAUAUUAUUGUUUUAUCCUGUUGUUAUAUGUAGUUUUAUUUUCACCUUGUAUUUCCGUUUGUCCCGAGCUGGCCAAUGGUUAGGAAGCAGCUGCUCGCUCAUUUUGUGCCAAUAUCUGAAGAUGUAUCCUAUGUUUGUGGUCCACUGCAAGGUGUAAAUAAAUUAAACAACUCGCUAAAUGCCAAUUUAAACUAGUAUUUCCUGAUAUUUCGAUAUUUCCGGGACUGGUCUCCAUAUUACUCUAUCUAUAUAUAAUAUCCCCGAUAGUAUUCCCAUUAAACCAAUCUAUCCCUCAUAUACUUGUUUUGCAUGUUUAGCCAUCUUUCCUCAUCACCUUUAUUCUAUGCUCUUUAUGUCAGUGUUGACAGUGUUUCGGUCUAAAUGAUGGUUCUUUAUCCCUUGUGAUUUUAGGACUACAAGGGGCAGAAGUUGGCUGAGCAGAUUUUCCAGGGAAUAAUUCUCAUCUCAGCGGUAAGUAACCUUAAAGGGAUAACCCUAAAUUAAUAUUUUAAAUUAAUAUAUUUGUGGCUAUAGAGUGGCUUAUUUGUUGAGCACGUGGCUCUCUGUAUUGCUAUCCUGUGGUCAUUACUAAAGUUGGUAUAACUAGACAAGCAAGCGGUCCACAACAUUAAUCUCUCGACAGGGUGUCUAACUCGGUGUUAUGGUGCAUUUGACCCUAACUUGGUUUGGUUUGGUUUGGUUUGUUUAUUUUCACAUACAAAAGAGUUUAAAAUCAUAGGUUACAAGAUUCAAUGAUUAUGUGAAGGAGAGUGCCUGAAAACUCUCCAGGGGCUUGAGAAAUGGCAUUCUCCAAGAAAAUUACAUGUAGGAUAUACUUUUUACAAUUAGGACAAUGAUAAACAUAUCAUACGAAUGAAAAGGUAUAAAAGAAUACAGAGUUAUAGAUAAUAGAACAAGGAACUGAAACAACGAAAGCACAAAACAAAAUAAAAAGUCAGAGAGACACAGAAUAAUAAACCAUUAGAGAAAAUAAUGACGCCGGAAUAUCCCUUUAACACGGGUGGCCCACCACUUUCAAAAACAUCUCAAAGGUGUAUCAUUGAGACUUUGACUUUGACUGAUUCACUAAAAUCAUGUAUAUUCUCUUUGCAGGUGAUUGGAUUUGUGUACGGUCUGAUCAUCGAACAGUUUGGGUGGACAGUGUACAUAGUGUUGGGUGGUUUUGCUGUGUCUUGUGUGGUAAGUUUGGUUUCCAAAAUUGUUUUGUUUGUUUGUAAGGAAGGAAAAAUACACAGAGAGAUAGAAUGUGUACCCAGCAUCACAUUGUACACAUAUGUGUGAACAGAAGACACUGAUCACAGCUACUGGAGUGUAGCAUUACAUGUGUGCUUACUUCUUCAGGGCGCUAAUGAAGAACUUUCAUCUUUCUAUUAAUUCAUCGUGUCUCUUUCUUUCACUUCAGUUGACCCUUCCUCCAUGGCCCAUGUACAGACAGAAUCCAUUAUCCUGGCAGCCACUUAUUCCAGAGAGCAGCGGCGAGCCCAGCCAAAAACCUCAAGAAAGUCUCAAGAAGAAGAAGCACAAGUAACUCUCAUCAAACCCCACCUGCCUCUCAGUUUAUGAAUCGUUUUGUACUUAGAUUAUUUGGAUUUUUUUCUCACAGUUCACAUUUGAACCAUUUCAGAAAUAUUGUUCUAGCAUUUAAAAGUGAAUAAAACAAUUCUGUGCCCAAAUAAUAAACUGCUGAUACUUUGUGUUUUUCAAAUUGUCUUUCACUUGUAUUAUUAAUGCUGUUAUCCUUCUGUGACGUGAGAACAUGAUAAGAGAUGGAUUUCUUAUUGAGCACUCCUUUUUUGCAGUCAAUAAUUAUGAAAAAAUGAAAGAAAUUCAGGGUUUAUUAAAAAAUUUCAAAUGUUAA
This is a messenger RNA of Xyrichtys novacula (pearly razorfish), 2085 nucleotides long. Lineage: Eukaryota; Metazoa; Chordata; Actinopteri; Labriformes; Labridae. The record is from the annotation of a GenBank genome assembly.